Molecule: messenger RNA, 4014 nt
Organism: Bombina bombina (fire-bellied toad)
Lineage: Eukaryota; Metazoa; Chordata; Amphibia; Anura; Bombinatoridae
Gene: INPP5K
Product: inositol polyphosphate-5-phosphatase K
Exons: 13
Coding region: 177-1577 (466 amino acids)
Biological process (GO): negative regulation of phosphatidylinositol 3-kinase/protein kinase B signal transduction; negative regulation of insulin receptor signaling pathway; negative regulation of peptidyl-serine phosphorylation
Cellular component (GO): plasma membrane; endoplasmic reticulum; cytoplasm
Molecular function (GO): phosphatidylinositol-4,5-bisphosphate 5-phosphatase activity; inositol bisphosphate phosphatase activity; phosphatidylinositol-3,4,5-trisphosphate 5-phosphatase activity
Source: RefSeq, a predicted model, not a curated record
AUAUAGAUCGUGGGCGCUCUGAUAGCUUCAGUAGCACUGGUUCCUAUGGCAGGUUCGUGCUGCGUCAGAGAGUGGCUCAACUUCUGACCUGUGUGGAAGAUGUCAGUUCUGAUGACGACAUUCAUGAAGAACUCUCCCGCUCACUAGAUACUGCUUUUCUGAUCUGCGGAAAAAAAAUGGCUCCUAAGACUCAACAGUUCAGACUGCACUUGGUUACAUGGAAUAUUGGAACAGCACCCCCUCCUCAGGAUGUCAGCUCUCUUCUUCUGCUUGAUACUGCAUGCCCAGAUAUUGAUAUGUAUAUCAUCGGCUUGCAGGAAGUUAAUGCCAAGGUUCUAAAUUUUCUGUCAGAUUUGGCAUUUGACGACCCAUGGAGUCUGUUCCUCAUGGAUUUUUUGGCUCCUCUUGGCUAUGUCAAGAUUUCUUCUAUUCGGAUGCAGGGUCUUCUCCUCCUGAUUUUUGUAAAGCACAAGCAUAUUCCCUUCAUACAGGACAUUCGGACCAAUUACAUGCGCACUGGCCUCUAUGGCUACUGGGGUAACAAAGGAGGCGUCGCUGUGCGCAUGUCUGUAUAUGGGCACAUGUUUUGCUUUAUGAACUGCCAUUUGCCUGCCCAUAUGGAGAAUGCUAAUCAGAGGCUUGAUGAUUUUGAAAGGAUGCUGGAAGCCCAGCAGUUUGAUGGAGAAAGUGUGGGGAGUGUUCUGGAUCAUGAUCUUGUUUUCUGGUUCGGAGACCUGAAUUUCCGAAUUUCGGACUUUGGGAUUCACUUUAUUAGAGAAAUGAUAAACAGCAACAGAUACCAUCUGCUUUGGGAAAAGGAUCAGUUAAAUAUUGCCAAGAAGAAAGAAACAUUUCUUCAAGGAUUUUUAGAAGGCCCUCUGAAAUUUAAGCCUACAUACAAAUUUGAUCUGAAUUCUGACGUUUAUGACACCAGAUGGAAGAAAUCUCUGAUUGGAUUUAAUGGAAAGAAGCGUAAACCAGCCUGGACAGAUCGCAUUCUUUGGAAAUUAAAAAAUACUUCAGAAAGUGAGCAGGAAGAUUCUGUUGGCUCAGAAUUUGAGAAAAUAUUAAAAGUGAAUCUGGAAAAGUACACCAGUAAUAUGAGCUAUGGUAUCAGUGAUCACAAACCUGUAAUAGGCACCUUCACUGUACAGAUGAAACCUCUAAUUCUCACACCUUCAGUGUUACUAAAGCCCGAAGGCGAGUGGAACGCUGACCAUGAUUCUCUGAUCAGCUAUUCAGUAUCGGAUGAUUUUCCCAGCAGUACCUGGGACUGGAUUGGGCUUUAUAGGGUUGGCUUCAGACAUACAAAUGAUUAUGUAACCUACGCCUGGGUUAAAGAUGAUGAAAUUUCUUUUAGUAAAGACUGUAGCCAGGUUUAUAUUAGUGCUGACGAGAUUCCACUCAAUGGAGGAGAAUUUCUUCUUUGCUAUUUCUGUCACAAUUUGCAGUGCUUGGCUGGUAUUAGUGAACCUUUCCAGAUACGACCAGGUCGAAUUUUGGAAGUAAAAGAAGGAGCACAAGGAAUAGUAGAUGACUUAACCAAGACGGAGAGUUUUAUGGGCCCUGGCUUUUAAACUAGGCUGUGCUUCAAGUGAUGCCUUCUUUGUGCUAACUCCUCCUUAUUAGUGAUGGUUAUGAGCAGAUGCAGGAAAGGGCAUAAGCACUGCUCUGACCCUUUUUACAGCACUUCUUCACAAUUGGCAAUUUAUAUCCAUUUUGUGCGCAUUCCUCUUACACUGGACAUCAUAGGAAAUAUUUAUUUGAAUGAAUCAUAUUGUUUUAACUUAUUAUAAUGGCUGCCAUGUGAUAGAUGUAUUGUUAAAAGAACUAAGCAAAAUGCACCUUAGUUACUUAGCUUUGUAGAUUGGAGCAUUGUGUAUAAAUGAUUAGUUCCAUAGGUUUGUGGAUACCUAGCAUGUUUACUUAACCCUUUAUUUAUUAGUCAUUAUUGUACAUUGGUCAAGUUAAUUUCAGUCCAGUAUCAGCUGCUGCUUAGUUCCGUGUAAAGCAUGUUCUGUGUGGCCCAUGAGCUACGAGUCUGGUUCAGACCGCUUUUGAAAUAUUUACAUAUUGCUGCUCAUUAGUUUCAAUGACAUCUGACCCUGUGGUUUUUCAUUGUGUCCAGUGACCUUUUCCAGUGCAUUGAAAGGCCGAUUAUGUGCAAAAUAUGUUUACAAACUUGAUAAAAUAUUUUAUAAACAUCCAUUUAUUUACAUUCCUGAUUUUAAAAAGUUAAGCACAUUGCUUUUAAAUGAUAUCAUUGCUAUGAGAUUACAUAGCUGAAUAACCGUUCUUAAAAGCCUUCUUUAAAGGACGUUCUUAAAAUGCCUUCUCAAAAGGUAAUACAGUUAAUGUGCUUUUCUUAUCCUGUAUUCAUAUUGUGUUAGGUUUGUACGUCAUGUAAAAAUGACAAAUUUACUGUGUAAUAUAUAUUUUUGAUUUAUGCCUUUUGAAAUAUUGGUAUAUUAAUACGGUACAUAUGAAAAUAAUUGCUGCAGUUAUACAGCUGGACUUAAACACCUGCUGAAUUUUUUUAAAUUGAUUUGGAAAAGAUUUUCAAGGAUUUUGUUUUGUUUAUUUAUUUUUUAAAAUCCUACAGUUGGAAACAUUUGGGUACUUCCUAUUUUACGCAUGCUGUAGAUAGGAGCUUUCUCUUUUUACUCUGUGGAUACAUUUAAAAAUGGAGUAUACACAGAUUGAGUAUGUGGAUUCGGAUCUUUUUGAGGAUCCUAAUGCGGAAGUAGGCAUCCGCCUCUUUUCGGAGCCGUAUUUAUUCUAGUGAAAGAUCACCACAUUAAGAUCUGGAUUUGCAUAGAUACAGAAAUAAAUCCGAAUGGCAGGAGCAGCCGCCUACUUCCACGUUCAGAUCCUCACGAAGGAACCAAAUGGACAUAUCUAACGCAAAUCAUGUUUUAAUGUUAUUAGAUCAUAUCAGAGCUAAUAAUUGGCAGGUGAAUGUGUUUGCAUUCUUUUUCCAUGCUAUAAAAGAACCAAAGGUUGAUAGUGCCUUGUUUCUACUUGCAUUUGGCAAUCACAAAAUAACACAUUGGUAUGACGCACAAACCUUUGCUGUGUUUAAAAGAAUAAAUAAAAGUAGUGUAUCGUCUGUCUAAUAUAUAGAAUGAACAGAAAUUUGCAUUUAUCCAAUAUGCAGUAUGUAAUUAUAAUUUGUAUUGUGAGCAUUCCUUGUACUUUAUUGCUAAAUUCCUUUUUUUAAUCUUUUUCAUUGUAAAACAUUGAUUUUUAGACGUUAUACUCAUAAUAUGUUUUUGAAUAAGAACAAUUAUAAUUGUUUUUUUAAUUUGACUUUGCUGGUUUACCUGUUAGUGAGUUUUUGUUGUUGUUUAUAGAAGUAUUAAUACAACUUACUUGAGCUAAAUAUAGGCCUUAAAUGCUUUUGCAUAUUUUGUUUUAUUUGGGGCAUUAAAAUUACAUUAAGAAAUCAUUCUCUAAACAGAUUACACAUUUAUAUAAAUUAUGUAUAAACAGAAUGGGGGGAGUACAAAAGAAUAAGAAGUUAUGCUAAUCAUAUCUAUAUUUAUGACUAAUGACUUUGGUUACUAAAGCUGAAGGAACUGUAACCUCAGAAAUUGAAGUUAAGCUACAAGAAAAUCAGAUGUUUUAUACAAACAAGGGAAAGCGACUCAUUAAAGGUCCUUUGUGUAAUUAAAAUUCUAAUCAUGAAAAAGUAAGAUUGUUUAAUAGCAUCUUGUUUUUGGUAGGAAAUACAUAAUAAAUCCUUGUGUACAACCAUCACAGAUACAUUAUGACAUGGCUACAGACGCCAUGCAAGUAUCACCCUAUAACCAAACAGGUGGUCAUUUAAUCAACGGUGCAAUCAUAAUCAGUAAAUAUUCUAAUUGAUACAUGAUCCUAUCAUUACUUGUGAAAAAAAUAAUGAAAUUUUGUUACCUAGGAAAAAAAAGAUUCUGUAUUUACAUAUUCUACCAAAUUUAGAAAUAUGUUGUUGGAUUUAUUGAUACUCAGAAAUAAAACUACACUUCUGAAUGA